Molecule: messenger RNA, 999 nt
Organism: Medioppia subpectinata
Lineage: Eukaryota; Metazoa; Arthropoda; Arachnida; Sarcoptiformes; Oppiidae
Source: the annotation of a GenBank genome assembly
GACUAUGGGGUGGGUUUGGUCGCCGUCUUGGUCUCAGUGGUGAUCGAACUAUUGGCCGAACCGUUGUAUGUGUUCGGACAGACGCUAUGGUUUAUCAAACUCAAAGUGGCCGCCGACGGCCUCUUUCUAAUGACCCGCACUUUAAUAAUGGUUGCGUUGAUCUCCUAUUGGCCGCAACGGGCAGUACUAGUGUUUUCCGGGGCACAGAUUUGCGGCUCAUUGCUCUACGUAUGCCUGUAUUACCUGUACUUUAUUUGCGUCGAUAAGCAACAGUUUGGCCACUUUAUGCCCGAUUGGAUGGAUUCAAACAUGUUGCUGACAGAAGGCGAACGAUUUGUGAUGAUAUUCUUCCGGGUGUUGACGUCCGCCGAAAAGGGUGUCUACGAUGUGGUCAAUAAUGUCGCCUCAAUUCCGGGUCGACUCGUGUUCGCACAGAUAGAAGAUUCCGGUUUUGUGUUAUUCACGCAAAAGAUUGACCGCCAAAUGUCAGCCACCGAUCAAUCAUUCAUCGAAAUGACAGAAUCGGCGACAAUUGUCCGCAAUUUUAUAAAACUAAUGACUUUAUUCGGUUUAAUUGUAUUGACGUUUGGCUUUAAUUACUCUGAGUUGGCGUUACUCUUGUGCGGCGGACACCAAUUGGUUGCCGCUAAUAACGGAUUGGCCACUCAGCUGUUGCAGUGGCACUGCCUUUACAUUCUGUUUUUGUCCGUUAAUUGUAUGACAGAGUGUUUUACAUUCGCGGCCACUAAUUCCCGACAAUUGGAUUCGUUUAAUAAGUAUAUGUGUAGUAUUUCUAUUGCAUUCCUCUUCAGUCUGUAUCUGUUGCCCAAUUGGUUCGGUUGUCAGGGCUUUAUAAUGGCUAACUGUCUUAGUAUGGGCGCCAGGAUUGUCAUCAGUCUGUAUCUGUUGCCCAAUUGGUUCGGUUGUCAGGGCUUUAUAAUGGCUAACUGUCUUAGUAUGGGCGCCAGGAUUGUCAUCAGGUUUGGCCAUAACGUGCAU